AAAGACAUGAGCCUGUACAGAGACCUGCCCUGGUCCCAUCAGCAGGCUCAGCUCAUUUUCAAGAAGACACACCAAACUAAAAACAUUACCAGAGAAACUGUAGAAGACUUGGGUCGCAUUGCGGGUGGAAUAAGCUGUGAUUGGUUGAAGCUUUGGACCAGUGAAACAGACUUUUCAGAUUUGGUUCAAUUUGUCUUGGAGUUACCAGGAGGGCUAAGACCAACUCUGAGGAAAUGCAUUGUUGAGGAGCUGCGGCAAAGACCAGAAGACAUGGAUGGUCUGAGCCCCUGGUUUGCUGCAGGGUUACCGGUGAAACUGAUUGAGAACCUGUCUAACACAUCACUGACAGCCAUCAUGACUUACACUCAGCAGCAUUUUGCGGACUUCCUAAAGCUGCCACGCCAUAAGCAAAUGGCCUUAGCGGAGAAGGCAGUCACUGUGCUGGUGAGAAGAUACUAUUAACAAAGAGCCUUCCUGAUCAAUAAAACAUUGGUCAAUUCAAACAAACAUUAUGGCUAAGAGUUGAAUGGAUGGAGUUAGCUAACUGUGUUGGGCUUGGUUGGGAGUUGUAGAGUCAUGAUACU
This is a messenger RNA of Esox lucius (northern pike), 584 nucleotides long. Its product is annotated as stereocilin-like. The transcript has 5 exons. Gene Ontology annotation, biological process: cell-matrix adhesion. NCBI's taxonomy places the organism in Eukaryota, Metazoa, Chordata, Actinopteri, Esociformes, Esocidae. Gene Ontology annotation, cellular component: stereocilium tip; kinocilium; cell surface. Bases 7 to 462 code for a protein of 151 amino acids. The record is from RefSeq and is a predicted model, not a curated record.